Rotaria sp. Silwood1 is the source of this 339-nucleotide messenger RNA. The record is from the annotation of a GenBank genome assembly. Lineage: Eukaryota; Metazoa; Rotifera; Eurotatoria; Philodinida; Philodinidae.
AUGCUUGAUAUCGAAUGGCCAUUUGCAACACAUAUGGAUUUUCGUGGUCAAAAAAUGGCUGAAAGACUCUUUCAAGUUAUUAUUGUCUUAUUUGGCAUUAUUGGUUUUAUUGCUGGUUAUAUGAUGCAACAAUUUAGUAUGACUAUUUAUAGUGUUCUUUUUGGAGUUUUGAUUUCUGCUUUAUUAACAUUACCACCAUGGCCAAUGUAUCGUAAUAAUCCAGUUGAAUGGCAAAAACCAAUAGAUUCAAAUAAAGAAACAAUUACAAAUAAAAAUGCUACAUCAGCAAAAUCACCAAAGAAAGAUGUUCGAAAAUCAAAAGGAAAAAAAGAUGAAUAG